Molecule: messenger RNA, 1106 nt
Organism: Sesamum indicum (sesame)
Lineage: Eukaryota; Viridiplantae; Streptophyta; Magnoliopsida; Lamiales; Pedaliaceae
Source: RefSeq, a predicted model, not a curated record
UUCAUUCUUAUUACACUAAGAUCUUAAUCAUGGCCAACUACAAUGUUGCUCAACUGCUAAUCCUCCUUCUCAACUUGGGAACUUUGCUCAUUUCUAUUGCAUGUCCAUAUUGUCCUUACCCUACUCCUCCCUCCAAACCACCAAAACUCCCACCCAAAGCACCACCCAAGGUCAAACCACCCCCCCAUUCCCCACCAAAGCCUCCCGUCGUAAAACCACCACCCUACGUCCCCAAACCACCACCGCCCACACCCAAACCUCCCCUCGUGCACCCUCCAAUCAUACCCAAACCUCCUGUUGUGCACCCUCCGAUAGUGUAUCCUCCCGUCAUACCCAAACCUCCUAUCGUGCACCCUCCAAUAGUGUAUCCUCCAGUCAUACCUAAGCCUCCCAUCGUUUAUCCCCCGAUCAUACCCAAACCUCCGAUUAUCUAUCCUCCUAUCAUACCCAAACCUCCCUCCACACCAAAACCACCCGUCGUUGUGCCACCACCUCCACCGACUGUCACACCAAAACCACCACCUACAGAAACUCCGUGUCCACCGCCACCAUCACCAUCACCACCCAAGGCACAAGAAACAUGCCCCAUUGACACCUUGAAACUCGGUGCAUGUGUGGACGUCCUAGGUGGCCUAGUGCACAUUGGAAUCGGCAGCAGCGCCAAGGCUACAUGCUGUCCGGUGCUCCAAGGGCUCGUCGACUUGGACGCAGCCAUCUGCCUUUGCACCACCAUCAAAGCUAAACUUCUCAACAUUAACAUCAUCUUGCCUAUUGCUUUAGAGGUUCUUGUGGACUGUGGGAAAACUCCUCCCUCUGGCUUCCAAUGCCCUGCCUAGAGAAAUUCCUUAUCAUUGCAGGGACUGAGAUGUUCAUCCUGGAGAAGUGUUGCUCUAUGUCAUCUGUAUGAUAGAAACUUUUUACUUCGUUUGAAGGGCAUGCAGUAGCCCAGUCUCCGUGGGUUUGUAUUGUAACUUUAGUUUCAAAAUCUCAAGUAAUGAUAAUUUCUUUUUUUCCCUCUAAGAUAAAUGUUAGAAAAAAAAUGGACGUGGAUUGAGUUCAGAGAUGCAUUUGACAUGUGAUUGGGGCUUUAUUAUAGUUUUGAUCAU